This is a messenger RNA of Nicotiana attenuata, 1818 nucleotides long. RefSeq names its product probable xyloglucan endotransglucosylase/hydrolase protein 30. Gene Ontology annotation, molecular function: hydrolase activity, hydrolyzing O-glycosyl compounds; xyloglucan:xyloglucosyl transferase activity. The transcript has a single exon. The record is from RefSeq and is a predicted model, not a curated record. Gene Ontology annotation, cellular component: cell wall; apoplast. Bases 1145 to 1624 code for a protein of 159 amino acids. Gene Ontology annotation, biological process: glucan metabolic process. Lineage: Eukaryota; Viridiplantae; Streptophyta; Magnoliopsida; Solanales; Solanaceae.
CGGUUAUGUGGGUUAAUUCUUCGAAAUAAUUACCUAAAAAUCAAGACAAAUAACCUCUUAAAACAUAUUAAAUUACACUGAUAAAAUUGAAAAAGAAACAAUUGGUACUCUCAUAAUUCAACUUGGAUAAGUUUCAAAAUGAUUUGGGGCAUAGAAUCUCAUAAAUGUGAAAUUUGUUGCUAUGUGCAAAUACCGUUGAUAUAAGUUAAAGUCCUAUAAAUAUUAGGAAUUCAUGAUCAAAAAUCUGAAAACUAAAUCAAAAUAAAAGAUCAUUUCAGGUAAUUAUUAGGUAUCAGAAAAAUAGAAAUAGAAAUAUAAAAUUAGGAAAAUUGAAAGUUCAGGGAGAUAUUACCAAUUAAUAAUAUGCUUUUUGGCUAUUGACAACGUAAGGUGCGACUUUUCUUUUUUCUUUUACGUGAUGAAUUUGUACUUGACUGGUUCAAUGAAUCUAUUCAUUUAACUUGUCAAAUAGUUUAUCUGAUUUAUUAAAUGGACGACGUAUAGCUGAACUGAAAAGUUUGAUGUUCCGUGAUCAUCAAAUUGUAGAUAACCUAAUUAAUAAUCCCCAAUAUUAAUUAAAGUAACUUAUUGACAAAUGACAAUUACGUCUAUCAAUUUAUGAAGUUAUUAAUUGAUGAUUUGACAAUUUAAUUUGCUUAUUUUUCCCCUCUUUGGAUGUGAACAUGAGUUUGGAUUAUCAGUUUAUCAUAUACAAAACAUAUGGCUAUAAUAUUUGUUUAGAAGAUAAUAUCAAAAAGGAAAACAUACAGAAACAAACAAUAGGAGACGUUGAGAAUUUUCUUUCUAAAACCUCUUCAAGAAACGCCAACCAUUCAACCAAUAAUCUGGUUGAAUUAGUUUAACCACUUUGUAUUACAUUGAAUUAACUAACAUAAAUUAUUUCUCACUAGAAAAAAAUGGAGAGAUAAAUAUAGUUUAACCACUUUGUAUUACAUUGAAUUGACAAACAUAUAUUAUUUCUAAUUAGAAAAGUUACAUAUAACGUAAUCCACAUUAAAGUAAUUAAAUGAUAGAUAUCUUUUAAUAUAGAACCAACUCAAUUAUUGACAAUUUUUUUUAUUUAUUUGAGAACAGAUUUUAUAUAGAUGAUGUUCCAAUCAGAGAAAUUGUACGUAAUGAUGCAAUGGGAGGAGACUACCCAUCAAAACCAAUGGGAUUAUAUGCAACAAUAUGGGAUGCUUCAGAUUGGGCUACUUCAGGAGGCAAAUAUAAAACAAAUUACAAAUAUGCACCAUUUAUAGCUGAAUUUACUGAUUUAGUACUAAAUGGAUGUGCAAUGGAUCCAUUGGAACAAGUAGUAAACAACCCUAGUUGUGAUGAGAAAGAUGAUGAACUUCAAAAGGCAGAAUUUUCAAGGAUUACACCAAGACAAAGAAUGGCCAUGAAAAGAUUUAGGUCAAAAUAUAUGUAUUAUUCUUAUUGUUACGAUUCUUUGAGGUAUUCAGUGCCACCACCAGAAUGCGAGAUAGAUCCAGUUGAACAACAACAUUUCAAAGAGACGGGGAGAUUGAAGUUUAACAAGCACGGCCACCAUCGUCAUUCAAAGAGAACAAGAAGUCAAGUUCUUGAUGCUAGGAACCAUGGAAAUCAAGAUGAAGAGUGAUUUUUGUUUACCAUUGUUGUGUGUAGAUAUAUAAAAGGAGGGAAAAAGUGAUUGUUUUUUUGUUUUUUUUGCUAGAGUGGAGGGUGGAAAAAUGAUGAUAAAAUUAUUUUAGUAUGACACUGAUUGAGUUAUGUUGUAUAUAAAUAAAAGGGGUUAUUACUCAUUUAUAAUAGAAGAUCUUUUGUGAUAUGAAA